Molecule: messenger RNA, 879 nt
Organism: Microthlaspi erraticum
Lineage: Eukaryota; Viridiplantae; Streptophyta; Magnoliopsida; Brassicales; Brassicaceae
Source: the annotation of a GenBank genome assembly
AUGUUAGACACAGCCAGCAAUGGGAACUUCCUCAAUCAAGAUGUGGAUGAUGGCUGGCAACUUGUGGAGAACAUGCAAACUCCAAUGGAAGCUAUGGAGAAGAGUAUGAUCGCACCAAUCGGAGCUCGACCCACCACUCGAUCGAGUCACAAGGAAGUGAUUCACAAGUUCAGAAGAGAUCUCAGUGGGAUUGGAAUUGAGUUGCCUCCUAUGGAUAGCAUGAGUGAGGCAUUUGAUCAAAUGCAAAUGGUCAAGGAUGUUCUAGCCAACAGUGAUAAAGUUUCAGAGGUCAAGGAUCAAGGGAAAUUCACUCUCCCUUGCACACUUGGGCAUCUUGAGAUUGACAAUGCCUUAGUGGAUUCUGGAGCAAGCAUCAAUCUGAUCUCUCUCUCCAUGGCAGAGAAGCUAGGCAUUGCUGGAGCCUUGCAGCGCCCUACUACUUCAAUCAUGUUUGGAGAUGCAACUUCUAAGUCUCCUCUUGGAGUGUUCAAGAACUAUCACUUGAAAAUUGGAGAAUGCAUCAUCCAAACUGAUCUCACUGUGAUGGAAAUGGAAGAAGAGAAGGAUCUACCUCUGUUAUUGGGAACCCCUUUCCUUAGUACAGUUGGCGCUUCAAUAGACUUUCACAAGCAAGAAGUGAUCCUUCACAAGGUUGUGAAGGAAAGGGUUGACAAAGAACCAAGAGUUGGGAAGGAUAAGGAUGAGAGAGGACCAAGGAUUGAGAAGCCACGUCUUGAGAGGGCUAGAGUUGAGAAACCACGUUCUGAGAGACCACGAGCUGAUAGACUUGUUCAAGCCCCUUGUGUGCUUGAUGAAGAAAGCCUUCAAGCUUUGUUUGAUGAGCCACUAGGAAGGGCUCUAAAAGAGGGGAGGAUGUAG